Messenger RNA from Staurois parvus, 2291 nucleotides. Lineage: Eukaryota; Metazoa; Chordata; Amphibia; Anura; Ranidae. The record is from the annotation of a GenBank genome assembly.
AUGGCUCCAACUUUCCAAAAAACACUGCUUUUCACCAUCAUUGGCUUGAGUUUUGCAGCACCAAAUGCAAGACAAGUUCGAUGGUGUGUUAUAUCAGAUCUUGAGCAGAAGAAGUGCAAUGAUCUAGUGGGAUCCUGCAAUGUCCCUGACAUUACUCUUGUUUGUGUGCAUAAAUCCUCCACUGAGGACUGUAUGACAGCUAUAAAGGAUGGACAAGCAGAUGCCAUGUUCUUAGAUAGUGGAGAUGUUUACAAAGCUUCAAUGGAUCUUUAUAAUCUGAAGCCAAUUAUUGCAGAACCGCACAGUUCCCAGAGAGACUUGCCAAAAUGCUUGAAGGAACGUCAGGAAGCUCUGGGAGAAGACGAGAAAGUGAUAGGUCGUUUUGUUCCUGAUUGUGAUGAAAAGGGCGAUUACCAACCACAGCAGUGCCAUGGCAGCACCGGGUACUGCUGGUGUGUUAAUGCAAUUGGAGAAGAGAUUGCUGGAACAAAAACUCCACCUGGACAAACACCGGCUACAUGUGAAAAACAUGAUUGGGAUACGCGUCAUUACGCAGUUGCUGUGGUGAAAAAGUCCAGCUCAUUCCAGUUUAUUCAGCUGAAAGGAAAGAGGUCCUGUCACUCAUGUGUAUCAAAGGCGGCUGGCUGGAAAGCUCCUGUAAAUGUUCUUGUAGAAAAGAAGUUUUUGUCCUGGGAUGACUCUGCAAAAGAAUCCAUUGAACAAGCUGUGUCAAAGUUCUUCUCAGCCAGUUGCAUUCCAGGAGCAACUGAAACCAACCUUUGCGAGCAAUGUAUGGGAGAGGAAGGAAGAAGAAGUGUAAGAGCAGCCAUGAUGAGCCAUACUAUGGCAACCAUGGAGCAUUCAGAUGUUUGAAAGAUGACAAAGGAGAUGUAGCUUUUCUGACAUGUGCAGCUUUGUCAGAUGAACAUUCAGAGGUGUAUGAGCUUCUGUGUCCAGACAAUACUAGGAAGCCCAUUAACAAGUGCAAGGAGUGUAACUUAGGUAAAGUUCCAGCAGGUGCAGUGGUGACCAGACAAAUCGGUGACAAGACUGAGGACAUCAAUAACUUUCUUAUGGAGGCUCAGAAAAUGCAAUGCCAAUUGUUCAGUUCUGCACAUGGGAAAGAUUUGAUGUUUGAAGAUUCCACCAAACAAUUAGCUCUUCUCUCAUCUGAGGUGGAUGUGUUCCUCUUUCUCGGAGUAAAAUUCUUUAAUUCCAUGAAAGCACUGACUGAAGAUGCAAAUCUUCUACCCAAGAACAAAGUGCGCUGGUGUACAAUAAAUAAACCGGAAAGGAUGAAGUGUGAUGAUUGGGCAGCUGUAAGCGGUGGGGCCAUUGCAUGCACAGAGGCAUCCUCUCCAAAGGAUUGUGUUAAACAGAUUCUGAAAGGUGAAGCUGAUGCAGUGAAACUUGAGCCACAAUACAUGUAUGAGGCUUUGAUCUGCGGACUGCUGCCAGCAGUAGAAGAAUACCACAAUAAAGAUGAUUUUGGUCCUUGUAAAACCCCUGGAACACAAAUAAAAGAUUUUGGGACAACGCGUGCUGUAGCCUUGGUAAAAAAAAGCAACAAAGACAUCAACUGGAACAACCUUAAGGGCAUGAAGGCCUGCCAUACUGCUGUUGGUGAUAUUACUGGAUGGGUUGUCCCAGUUGGUCUUAUUAGGAGGCAGAACGACAACUGUGACAUUGAUUCCUUCUUCGGUGAAAGCUGUGCUCCUGGAUCAGAUACUAAAUCCAACCUCUGUAAACUGUGCAUUGGUGACCCCAAGAACCCCAAAGCCAAUACAAGAUGUUCUCCCAGCGAUAUGGAGGCUUAUUAUGGAGACGAAGGUGCCUUUAGAUGUCUAGUGGAAAAAGGAGAGAUGUGGCAUUUGUGCCUCACACUGUUGUAUUUGAAAACACAGAUGGUAAAAAUCCAGCAGAGUGGGCUAAAAAUUUGAAAUCAGAAGAUUUUGAACUAUUAUGUUUGGAUGGCACACGUGCCCCUGUCAGUGAGCACAAGGGUUGCAAACUUGCAGGCAUCCCACCUCGUGCCAUUGUCACUCGGGAGAAGAGCAUCAGUGAUGUUGUAAGAAUUGUUACUAAUCAACAGUCACUGUUUGGACGGAAAGGAUUUGAGAAAGAUAUGUUCCAGAUGUUUUCUUCAAAUAAAGGCCAGAACCUCCUCUUCAAUGAUGGCACUCAAUGCUUGAUUAAAUUUGAUUUUCAACCAAAAGACAUUAUGGAGGAUUACUUUGGGAAAUCCUAUUACACUGCAGUGUAUGGAGCAAGCAGAUUUGCCAUAUCAUCAG